Archocentrus centrarchus (flier cichlid) is the source of this 3100-nucleotide messenger RNA. Its product is annotated as epsin-1-like. Bases 238 to 2364 code for a protein of 708 amino acids. The record is from RefSeq and is a predicted model, not a curated record. Gene Ontology annotation, biological process: endocytosis. NCBI's taxonomy places the organism in Eukaryota, Metazoa, Chordata, Actinopteri, Cichliformes, Cichlidae. Gene Ontology annotation, cellular component: endosome; clathrin vesicle coat; plasma membrane. The transcript has 10 exons. Gene Ontology annotation, molecular function: phospholipid binding; clathrin binding.
CUGCGGAAGCGGAAACCGUCGCGUCGUGUCGUCUCCUCGAAGAUUCCUGAAAAUCUGCUCAUGCUGUAGGAUCUGGUUUCUGACACCCUGAGACAAACCAGCGGAGUCAGGAGAAAGGGAGAACCAGCAGGAUGAACGCUCACUGAGCCUGCAGCUGCACAGAAGCAACCGAAAACCGAAGAACACCUUUUACACAAGAUCGCGGUGGUUUGAUUACCCACCUCUCCCCUGGACAUCAUGACGUCCUCUAUGCUCCGUCGACAGCUGAAGAACCUGGUCCAGAACUACUCUGAGGCUGAGGUCAAGGUCAGAGAGGCGACAUCCAAUGACCCGUGGGGCCCAUCCAGCUCUCAGAUGGCCGACAUUUCUGACCUAACAUACAAUGUCGUGGCCUGCAACGAGAUCAUGACGAUGCUCUGGAAACGUCUGAAAGACGACAAGAACUGGCGACACAUCCACAAGUCCCUGACCCUCCUGGAGUACCUGCUGAAGACUGGUGAUGAUCGCGUGCUUCUGAAAAUGAAAGACAACAUCUACAUCGUUAAAGCUCUCACAGAGUACCGCUUUGUAGAAAAGGAUGGCAAAGAUCAGGGUGUAAAUGUGAGAGAGAAGGCCAAGGUUGUCCUUGUUCUUAUGGAGGAUGAUGAGAAACUAAAGGAAGAGAGAGAUUUUGCUGUCAAGACUAGAGAAAAGACCUCUAAAAGUGCAGCUGCUUCAUCAUCGGACAAUGUCAAGGAUCCAAACUACAAGCCGUGUUAUGUUCCUGGGGCCACAGGGCUUCCUUCUUUGGACAACAUUCCCUCUGUGGCUGACUUAGCUGCUUCCUUCGCCGCCCGCAAAGAAGAGCGUAUUAAACAAGAAACUGAGAAGAAAGAAGCUGACAGAAGAGCCAAGAUGAGUGAAGAAGAACUGAAAUGGGAGGAUGCUGGUAAAGGCGCUGAUGUUAAAACUGAUGUUUGGGGAGAAGAGGAAGAAGAGGAAGUGAAAACAGACCCAUGGGGAGCCCCAAAAGAACCUAAAGAAGCCACAGAUCCAUGGGGCACCCCUUCAAGACCUGACACAACUGAAACAGCAGUUAGCAGUGACCCUUGGGGGGCUCCAGCAAAAACCGAUAAAGAUCCAUUUGUAGCAGAAAAAACUGAAGAUCCUUUUGCAGCACCAAAAAAUGGGGAAGCUCCUUUUGCAACACCAGAAAAUGGGGAAGAUCCCUUUAAUGCAUCAAAAGAUGACCCUUUCAACACCCCAAAGGACACUUCAGACCCUUUCAGUGCACCCAAAGACACGAAGGACACAUUUGCUGCCCCAAAAGACAAACCAGAUCCCUUCAGUUCUUCGAACAGUGAUCCGUUUAAUGCCCCAAAAGAUGAUCCGUUUAAUGCCCCAAAAGAUGAUCCGUUUAAUGCCCCAAAAGAUGAUCCGUUUAAUGCCCCAAAAGAUGAUCCGUUUAAUGCCCCAAAAGAUGAUCCGUUUAAUGCCCCAAAAGAUGAUCCGUUUAAUGCUCCAAAAGAUGAUCCGUUUAAUGCCCCAAAGGACGAUGCCUUCCAAGCUCCAAAAGAUGACCCAUUUAUUACCCCAAAAGAAGAUCCUUUUAGCACUCCAAAAGACAAUCCAUUUAAUGCACCUAAAGACGAUCCAUUUAAUGCACCUAAAGAUGAUCCAUUUAGUGCUCCAACAUUAACAUCCCCUAAAGAGGACCCAUUUGCAGAACCACCAUCAGGGAAAGAUGACCCUUUCUCUGCUCCCACAACACCACCUAUAGAAGAUCCUUUCUCAGCACCAACCAAACCUGCUCAAGACCCUUUUGCUAUACCAACAACACCACCCAAAGAGGAUCCUUUCUGUGCACCAUCUUUGCCCGCAAAAGACGACCCCUUUGCUGCCCCAGGAUCUCCACCUCAAGAGGAUCCAUUCACCACAACAUCGAAACCUACAAAGGAAGAUCCCUUCGCUGCACCAACAACACCACCUAAACAGGAUCCAUUUGCAGCAUCACCCAGUCCGCCAAACGUUGAUGCCUCAGAUCCCUUCAGUGCCCCUCCAGUGAGCUUGCCUCAAGGUAACGCAGAUGCGUGGGGAGCCCCAGCCACUUCUCCACCAGCUGCUGGGUCAGAUCCCUGGGGGGAUGGAGCAAGUGCUUCUUCACCCAUGAAUAAUUCUGACCCAUUUGGAGAUGCAUCCCAAGUAGACAAUGACCCAUGGGGAGCUCCAGCUCCUGUUAGUACCGAUGAUGCAUGGGGUGCACCUGCUCCUCCUUCAGACUCCUCCCCAUCUAGUGACCCCUUUGGAGAUGGAGCAUCUAAAUCCAAUGAUCCCUGGGGUGCAUCAAGCAGCACAAGUGGCAAUGGCAAAGAAAACACCUUUUAGAGUAGAACUGGACCUUUAUUUUAUUGCAGGAAAGCACUCGAAGCAGGAAGAGGACAUGCAUAGAAAGACUGCUUCCUUCUUGGGCUCGGCGGGGGCGUCGCUGGUUGACUUGGACGAUCUGUUUUCUUCUAACCCCAAACCCAGACAGCACCCCCCCAUCAACACCCAAACUCAAGCCAUUGGUAAGGAUAGAAAAACUUACACGUCACUCUGGGUGAAAAGUAACUUUUCAAACAAAUUCUUUAUGUGGAAAUAUUUGUGGUGCACUUGACUCAAGCGGAUGCAUGAUCAACCUGGAAGACCGGACAAAUCCGAGUUACUGAACAUUAGUCACUCCCUGCUGAUGUUUCGAAUGCAUUCCACUUCUGUUCAGCUGAAGUCCUUCAAAGAUAAGAUGAGAGAGGGGUGGUGACUAAUAUUUAUCAGUAGGUUUGUAUGGAAAAGCUUAUUGUGAUCUCGUGUUUUGCCUCUCCUUUCUUCCCCUGUGGUCCUGUUGUAGUGUGUAGAUGUUGUGCUGUAUGUUUGUGUGUGUGUGAGCAUUAGUGACUAGUGUACAUUAACCAGCAGAUGUAUAACUCCUCUCACGCCUCUCUCUACUCUGCCUUGGUGCAUUCUCUCUUUGCUGGAAUACUUCAAACUGUGCAUCCCUCCCUCCAUCCUCCCCAUCAUCCCUCCAUCCUCCCCCUCAUCCCUCCAUCCUCCCCCUCAUCCCUCCAUCCUCCUGUCACUCUCCCUG